Molecule: messenger RNA, 2902 nt
Organism: Impatiens glandulifera
Lineage: Eukaryota; Viridiplantae; Streptophyta; Magnoliopsida; Ericales; Balsaminaceae
Product: phospholipase D delta-like
Exons: 10
Coding region: 74-2617 (847 amino acids)
Biological process (GO): phospholipid catabolic process; phosphatidylcholine metabolic process
Cellular component (GO): plasma membrane
Molecular function (GO): D-type glycerophospholipase activity; calcium ion binding
Source: RefSeq, a predicted model, not a curated record
AAGAAUCUCAUUCUCUAUCACCACUUUCAUUUCAUCCAUUUUCAAAUAAACCUUAGAGAAAGAAACCGCUACAAUGGGAGAAGUAGAAGAAGAAGAUGAUCAUUUGAAUGGACUUAUUUAUCUUCACGGUGAUCUAGAACUUAAAAUCAUUGAAGCUAGAGCUUUACCUAACAUGGAUUUGUUUUCCGAAAGAAUCCGUCGCGUUUUCACUGCUUUUGAUUCAUGUCAUAAACCGUUUUCCAGCACUAGGAAGAAUCGUCGCAAGAUUAUUACAAGCGAUCCUUACGUUACUGUCUGUUUAGCAGGAGCGACUGUAGCGCGAACUCGCGUGAUACCUAAUUGUCAGAAUCCGGUUUGGAAUGAGCAUUUUACUAUCCCUCUUGCUCAUCCUGUGUCGUUGGUGGAGUUUCAGGUGAAGGAUAAUGAUGUAUUUGGAGCUGAUCUGAUUGGAAUCGCUACUGUUUCUCCGGAGAGGUUGAAGUCUGGUGAGUUGAUUGAUGAAUGGAUUCCUAUUGUCGGUUCUUAUGGAAAGCCGCCGAGACCUAAUUCUGCAGUUAGACUGCAGAUGCAGUUUUUUCAAUGUGAUGAGAAUCCGGUUUACAGAGAUGGAAAUUCGGUGGAUUUGAAUAGGUUUGAUGUUAAGCAGAGCUAUUUUCCGGUUAGACGUGGAUGUUCGGUUACUUUGUAUCAGGAUGCUCAUGUUCCAGAUGAUACACUUCCUGAAAUUAAAUUGGACGGUGAUAUUGAGUUCAAGCAUGGGAAAUGUUGGGAAGAUAUAUGUCAUUCUAUAUUGGAGGCUCAUCAUCUUGUCUACAUUGUUGGUUGGUCUAUAUUUCAUAAGGUGAAAUUGGUUAGAGAGCCUAGUAAACCUUUGCCUAGCGGCGGUAAUUUGAUUCUCGGUGACUUGCUCAAGUAUAAAUCGCAGGAAGGAGUUCGAGUUUUAUUGUUGGUUUGGGAUGACAAAACUUCUCAUAACAAAUUCUUCAUUAAGACGACUGGAGUGAUGCAAACUCAUGAUGAAGAAACUCGCAAGUAUUUCAAGCACUCGUCUGUGACUUGUGUUCUGUCACCUCGUUAUGCAAGCAGUAAGCUUAGCAUUUUCAAGCAACAGGUUGUUGGGACGCUCUAUACACACCAUCAAAAAUGUGUGAUAGUUGAUACACAAGCAUCAGGAAACAACAGAAAGAUAACUGCUUUUAUAGGAGGUCUGGACCUCUGCGAUGGCCGUUAUGAUACACCUGAUCACCGAUUAUUCCGUGAUCUCAACACCGUAUUUGAGGAUGAUUAUCAUAAUCCAACAUUUCCUGAAAGUGUUAAGGCUCCAAGACAACCAUGGCAUGAUUUGCAUUGUAAAAUAGAAGGGCCAGCUGCAUAUGAUAUUCUUAAAAAUUUUGAGCAGAGGUGGAGAAAAGCCACAAAAUGGUCAGAGUUGGGGCGUCGUUUCAAAAAGAUAACUCAUUGGCAUGAUGAUGCAUUGAUUAAAGUGGAAAGGAUAUCGUGGAUUCUCAGUCCUUCCCCAUCUAUUCCAAAUGAUGAUCCUAAAUUGUGGGUUUCCAAGGAGGAGGAUCCUGAGAAUUGGCAUGUCCAGGUUUUCCGAUCCAUAGAUUCAGGGUCUGUAAAAGGAUUCCCUAAACAGGUCCAAUUAGCUGAGUCACAGAAUCUAGUGUGUGCAAAGAAUCUAGUAAUUGAUAGGAGCAUUCAGACAGCUUAUGUUCACGCAAUAAGAUCGGCUCAACAUUUCAUUUAUAUUGAGAAUCAAUAUUUUCUUGGUUCCUCUUAUGCUUGGCCCUCUUACAAAGAUGCAGGAGCUGACAAUCUAAUACCCAUGGAACUAGCAUUGAAGAUAGCUAGUAAAAUAAGAUCAAAUGAGAGAUUUGUUGUUUAUGUAGUCAUCCCAAUGUGGCCUGAGGGAGUUCCCACUUCUUCUUCUGUUCAAGAAAUUCUCUAUUGGCAGGCACAAACCAUGCAAAUGAUGUAUGAUAUUAUUGCUAAAGAGUUGAAAUCCAUGGAUGUUGACGAUGCACAUCCUCAAGACUACCUGAACUUUUACUGCCUUGGUAAACGUGAAGAACCUCCAGAUGAAAACUCAAAUUCAAACCAUUUUUCUAUCAAAGGAGAAACGGUUUCAGCAUCGCAAAAAUCUGGCCGGUUUAUGAUAUAUGUUCAUGCAAAAGGGAUGAUAGUAGAUGACGAAUAUGUAAUUUUAGGAUCGGCGAAUAUUAACCAGAGGUCUAUGGCUGGCUCAAGAGACACCGAGAUAGCGAUGGGUGCGUAUCAACCCCAUCACACAUGGGCUAAUAAGCAAAGGCAUCCACAUGGCCAGAUAUAUGGUUACAGAAUGUCACUAUGGGCCGAGCACAUGGAGACAUUCGACGAUAGUUUCAAUGAACCAGAUAGUUUGGAGUGCUUGAGAAAUGUGAACAAAAUUGCGGAUGAUAAUUGGGAAAAGUACGUAGCAGAAGAGUUCACUCCCUUAAAAGGACAUCUUCUAAAAUACCCGAUUGAGGUAGACUCUAAUGGUAAGGUUGGGCCUUUACCUGGUCACGAGAAUUUUCCCGAUUUAGGUGGGAGUAUACUAGGUGGACGAACUAAUCUCCCAGAUGCCUUAACUACAUAAUUAUAGGUUGAAAAAUUGGUCAAGUUCUCAAAAAGUAAAAUAGAAAAAAGUUAAUAGAUAUACCCAUAAGACCAACCAUAUAUUAUAGAUGUGCAAAGAGUGAGUGGUGGUCUUGUAUUUUGCUGAGAAAAUGUGGCCUUAUAGAAGGAAGCUUCUAUAAAUCACAAUAGUCAUGUUAGAUUUAUAUAUGUGUGGGUUAUAUACAAAUCUCAUCUUGUAAUCUUAUCAUGAAUCUUUGUUUUUAACAAAUUUGGAUGUCUUUCAAAAAGUUUUUUUGUUUUUUUU